This is a messenger RNA of Hirsutella rhossiliensis, 1872 nucleotides long. Its product is annotated as ATP-dependent DNA helicase PIF1. NCBI's taxonomy places the organism in Eukaryota, Fungi, Ascomycota, Sordariomycetes, Hypocreales, Ophiocordycipitaceae. The transcript has 7 exons. Bases 1 to 1872 code for a protein of 623 amino acids. The record is from RefSeq and is a predicted model, not a curated record.
AUGGUCAAUCGAUGGAACAAGGCUAUCGCUGUUGGGCUCCGGCACAACCACGACAUUUCCUUCAUUGCGACGCAGCGCAAGACCAUGGCCCUUAUGUAUUAUGUCACGAACUACGCGACGAAGGUGGAGGACCCGGUGUGGAAGCGUGUGGCGGCCGCGGCCGAUCUCCUGGCCGCCUCAACGGGUGACGGCACGGCCAACGGAGGACAGGACGACGGUGGAGGUGCUGUCGAGGUCGUCGCUCAUCUUCUUGGAUAUCCGGCCGAGUUCACCAACAGCAGCGCCUGGGCGUACCUGAACACAUCUCUGCUGUACUGGGAAGUCUUUCGACGGUGGCCGUAUCUCCGACGAGCAAGUGGCGCGGCGGCCAUAGAUGAUACUCUGGAUGAGUCGGUGCUCAGGCGGCCGGGCAAGCAUGCUACCGUCUGCCUCGAUGGCUACCUGAGCAAGGACUUCGGCCACAACGACGACGAGGAGUCGUGCCACCGGAGGGCAGCCGUGCAGCAUCUUGCGCUAUUUGUGCCGUGGGAGUCCUUUCUGUGCGAAGAAACAGGUGAGAUCAAUAGCAUCUGGGAGCGGGCGCGAGGCGCUGGCCCGAGAAUAUCAUGUCUCGUCGACAACGUGCAGCUGCUUCGACGAUCAGCCGAAGACGCAAAGCGCGACGCCAAGCAAUGGGCGGCCUCAUCCGGCGAUGGCGAUUCCACGGUCGCCCACGUCGAGGAGGGCGAGACAGGCGAGGCGGGCGCAGAAUUUGCAGCGACGUAUCGGUCCAACAACAUCGGAGACGCAACGCGCCUGAUCGACGUCGUCCGAGGCGCAGUGGGCACGAAUCAGGUGACGGCCAAGUCGCCGGAGCUCAUGGCAAUGAUGCGGCAGCUCUGUCGAUUCCAGCAAUCGGCGCUCUGCUCAACGGCCGAGCUCGAGGCCAUCGCGAUUCCCGAACAAGGGUUGAGGUGCAUAAGCAUGCCAGGGCGGGUAUUUUCCGGGGCCGCACUACCGCCGCAGGAUCAGGUCAAGGCUAUCAAGUCGCAGCAGAUAAGGACUGCCGCGGCGCAGAUCAACGGCAUCACGAUCCACUCCGCCUGCGGGUUCACUAAAGACCAAGGGCGGGCGGCGCGAACACAGCCAAGGACCUUGACGGGAAAGAUUUCGGGGAUCCCCAUCGUCCUCUUCUGCGGAGACUUUCAGCAGUUCCGGCCGGUCAAGAGAGACAACUCGUUCAAGGCCGAGCAGCGGCACCAGCACGACAAAGCGCACGCGCUGUGGAAGAGAUUCACGACGGUCGUCAUGUUGAACGAGCAAAUGCGCGCCGCCGGUGAUCCGGAAUUGCAGGGGCUGCUGAAGCGGAUCCGGCAGGGUGUGCAGGACCGCACGGAUCUGGACCUCCUCAACUCAAGGUGCUACCGCGAGGGCAGGCGGAUCCCUUGGGAGACUGGCAUCACCGUGGUGACGCCGCUGAACAGGAAUCGGUGGAACCUAAACAUGGAGGCAAGCUUGGCGUUCCGGGUCCAGCAGCGGUCGACGAUGCGCAUCUUCAUCUCCGAGCACAAGUGGAAGGAGGGCCUGCCGACCGAGGAAGAAGCGAUCAUGGUACUCAAUCAAGGCGACGAUAGCGCGAUCCCCGUGCCGGCCGUCUUCAUGUUCGUGGCCGGGAUGCCGGUCGUCGUGAACCACAACACCCAUCAGGGGCUGAAGCUGGUGAACGGCGCCGGCUACUCGGCGGUGGAGGUCAUUGUCGACAAGGCGUCCCCAGGGCAUCGAAUCUCGUCCGACAUGACGAUCCACUUCGGGCCGCCGGCGGGAUAUUACUGGAAUCGGCGACGACAAAGGACCUCCACUUCGUCGGGAUGCCGCCGGGCACGAUCUUGUUAA